AUGGCCCAUUGUAUCACGAUCUUUCUUGCGUUGUUGGUCCUUCGUCUCUUAUAUGAAUAUUAUCGCGACCGUCGUCUCCCUCCUGGCCCAAAACGUCUACCCUUCAUCGGGAAUAUUCACCAGGUGCCACAAGUUCUGCCUUGGCGCACCUUCCAUCAAUGGAGCAAGAAAUAUGGUCCAAUCAUGAGCGCACAGUUCGGGCGACAGACCAUUAUAUUGAUCGCAGACACCACGAUUGCCCGAGACCUGCUUGAUAAGCGAGGCAGCCUGUACAGCAAUCGACCCAAACUGGUCAUGGCCGACGAUAACCUCGUGAAAGGUAUGCAUAUUUUGCUGCGGCAAUACGAUGACCGUUUCCGACUGCAUCAGCGCAUGGAGGCCCCCGUGCUUAGUCCGCGGGCGUCUUCCACCUAUUACCCAAUUCAGGAUUUGGAGAGCAAGCAGCUUUUGCACGAGCUGCUCUCGUCCAAUGACUUCUCUCUUCACCUGGAGCGAUAUAGCAUCAGUCUGCUUUACUCCUUGACAUAUGGAUUUCGUGUAAAGACAGGGAAUGAACAAGAUGUGGAAGAUGCGCGUCGCAUCCUGCAUAACUUCACAUAUGCGUCUCGUGUUGGAACCUGGGCUGUGGAUGCGAUCCCUAUGCUUAAUUCCUUGCCAAUGUUUUUGGCGCCGUGGAAGCGGAUUGGUGAAGAAUUGUUUCAGAUCGAGUCGAGCCUCCAUAUGCGGAACAUGAAUAAAGGUCUGAAGAGUCGCGCAUGGAACUGGUCUAAGGAAUUCUCUGUUUCGAAGCAAGGGCAGCUAAUGCCGCCAUUGGAGCUUGCGUACGAUCUUGGCAUCCUGACAGAGGCCGGCCUCGAGACGACCUCGACUGUCAUGAAGAUCUUCAUCCUUGCGACUCAGUCGUAUCCGCGCUUCAUCUCCGUAGCUCAACGUGAGAUCGAUCACGUAGUCGGUACUGACCGUCUCCCAACAUUAUCAGACAAGGAUAAUUUGCCAUACAUCUGUGCAGUGGUGGAAGAGACUCUCCGUUGGCGGUCCAUUGUGCCCGGGGGAGUGCCGCAUGCUGCUAGGCAGGAGGACACGUAUAUGGGCUACCGGAUUCCUAAGGACGCAACGAUAGUCCCCUUACAUUGGUCUAUGAGUCUUGAUGAACACCAAUUUGACAACCCGCUCGAGUUCCGCCCAGAGCGAUGGCUAGCAGGGUCCGAUAAUGACCGAUUCACCAACUUCUUCGGAUACGGGCGGCGGGUCUGCACUGGAAGGCAUAUUGCGCGGAACUCCCUGUUCGUGCUUGUGGCGCGCAUUCUUUGGGGAUUUGAUGUACAACCACCAAUUGGAGCGGAUGGUAAACCGAAAACUGUGGAUGAUAUGGAUUUCGGUUCGGCAUUCGUAUCCGCGCCGGCGCCGUUUGAAGCAGUAUUUGAGCUACGCAAUGAGGAUGCUCGCAGAAUUAUAGAGAAUGAAUGGGAAACCACCGAGAAGAAUCUUGACAUUAUCAUGGAUUCGAUUAAGGAGGAACAAAAGUCUAUCGGGCUUGAUCUGCGAGGUUGAA
This is a messenger RNA of Aspergillus caelatus, 1552 nucleotides long. RefSeq names its product cytochrome P450. Gene Ontology annotation, molecular function: oxidoreductase activity, acting on paired donors, with incorporation or reduction of molecular oxygen; iron ion binding; heme binding. Bases 1 to 1551 code for a protein of 516 amino acids. Lineage: Eukaryota; Fungi; Ascomycota; Eurotiomycetes; Eurotiales; Aspergillaceae. The transcript is spliced from 2 exons. The record is from RefSeq and is a predicted model, not a curated record.